Messenger RNA from Branchiostoma floridae (Florida lancelet), 3932 nucleotides. Its product is annotated as fasciculation and elongation protein zeta-2-like. The transcript is spliced from 14 exons. Lineage: Eukaryota; Metazoa; Chordata; Leptocardii; Amphioxiformes; Branchiostomatidae. The record is from RefSeq and is a predicted model, not a curated record. Gene Ontology annotation, cellular component: axon; cytoplasm. Bases 16 to 1389 code for a protein of 457 amino acids.
UGGUAUGUUAGCGUAAUGGAGCAAGAAUCGGGAUCGACCAUUGGUGCUGCUCUUCCUGCUCCCGGGAUGACGUCAUCUUGUCCUGCCCCUCCUGGUUUACCUCCUGGCCCGGAAAUGCAAUGGUUGGUCCCUAAUUUGCAUGCAGGAAGUGGCAGCCCCACCAUGAUGGAGAGCUUCAAGAUGGCGGCGCCACUCGCACAGAUAGACGACGAGUGGCUCGACUUCACCUCCCCUUCAGACGUUGUCAACUCCAACGACACCACGUCUUCGUGCACAGAUGACAACCAAGACGUGGACAAUGUGGAUAACUGUGGUUUUGGGGUCGUCAGUUUCAAAUCCAUGGAGGACUUGGUGCACGAAUUUGACGAAACACUGAACAUUUGUUUUCGGAACUACAACGCCAAGACAGACUCUAUAGCGCCGGUAAAGGUGCUUUCACAAGAAGAAAUUAUGGAGAACUCCGAGAUGAGCUCCUUUGGCGUCCAUAACGUAUUGUGGCAGGGUCUGACGGACAACUUUGCCAACGUGUUGCCGGUGGACUGGAACUCGUCCUACACAAGGCAGCUCUACAACAAAGCCUUGAACCUUAACGAACAAAAGAGAGAGGAGCCAAUGAACCUUGACCUCUCUGAUGAUGAGGAGCUGCGAGAGUCGUUUGAUGCCCACUCCCUCAUCAUCUCCAGCCUCACGCAGGAGCCCAUCUUCACUGCAGAGGAGGUCAUCGAGGAGAUUGAUGAGAUUAUGGGAGAAACAUCCAUGGAGGAGGAGACCCCAGUCAGUGAGGACAGUCUGUCUGUGCUGUCGCAGGAGAUGCUGGCGCUCAGGGAGAGGUCCAACACCGUCACCAGCUACGAUGAGAGUAAGGCUGCUGAAGGACCUCCAGGUGAGACAGCACUCCACUUCACACCUGCUCACUUCAACCAAUCACCUGCUGCUGCUAAGUGCCUGAAGAAGCUGCCGCUCCAGACUCUGAACGAGGUGCUGGAAGAACUGGAGGCGACCAUCAAGGAGUACUCCGAGAUCCUGAUCCAACAGCUGGCCCUCAGGGAUGAGCUUGUAUAUGAGAAGGAGGUGAAGAACCAGUUCAUCUCUGCCCUGGUGGCUGUGCAGAACAGACAGCGGGAACACAAGCAGAACAAGGACAACAAAAAGAAAAGGAAAAAAGUGAAGGGAGGCAAUGGCACAGAACCUGGAACUCCUGAAAUGUCAGUGCGAGAAUUCGCUGCACACUCACCUUUUCUGUACACAGUUAUUCCAUACGAGAAGAAAAACUCCCCCAUGACAGCGGAGGAUCUUCAAAUACUUACUAAAAUACUGGUAGCCAUGUCUGAAGACAGUGACAAGGUCCCCAGUUUGUUAACUGACUACAUUCUCAAGGCCCUCUUCUGAUGGAAAACUAAGUAACAAUCAGCAACAUUGUUGUGUCCAUCACAAGACAUGAUGGUUCCAACAUGAGACCUGCCUGCCACCACACCUUCCAACCCUGCACCCUGAGAAGCCAUUUGGAAGAGCUCCACCACAGUCAGAACUUUCUCAGGACCUGACUCAUAUUAACUGCUAUGGGAAGACUGAAGUUGUAGGAGACAGCUGUGUUUGCAUUAAGUAUCAGAUGUAGCAAGAGCAAGCACCACAAACUUUUUCACAGGAUACUGGAGGAAGGUAUUCUGCAGCCUGCAACCACAAUUGCUAUUGAAAUGUGGAAAAUGCAAACACAGGUGCUGUUGAAAUGUGGAAGAUUGAAACUCAUUUCAGUUGAUUCGGGUCAGGUGAUCAGCACUAGCAACAAAUACUAGAAGUAUCUGCACAAAUUGAAGAAUUCAAAUGUCUUCUUGAUUAGUCCAAAUUUGGUUAGAGUAGAUAGUUCCUUUUGCAAGGUCUCAGCUGAUGCUAAGGCUGUUCCAGAUGCCUUGAUUAACUAUGUGCAAAUUGGACUCAGUUGUGUAAAACUUCGGAAAGAAACACAGCUAUUGCAAGUUGUAUUAAUGGGUAUAUCAAAGUUUGGUCCUGUGAUGAGCUUCUUGAGAUGCAGAGAAAGCAGACGGUUGCUAUGAACUAGAAAUAUGUAGACAAAUGUUGUAACCUCUUUAUAAAGUAGCUAGAGGCUAGGCAAAGUCAAGACGUGGAUGGCUGCACAUCUUCGUCUUCUGUGUUAGAGACCAACUCUAAAUUUUAUACACCCCUGCACUGAGAGUGAGUCACUCCAAUAGCCUGUCACAAUGUUUCUGGUAACAAGUCAUUCCAUUUACAGUGCAGGUACUUAGUUUGGUCUUUUGUUAAAUAUAGAAAGACAUCAAUUUAGAUGGAGGCGAGAAACGUGUUGACUGCCAUGCUCUUUUCUAACUCUGGAGGAAACAAAUGCUCAUGUAUAACCAUGGUGUAAUAAUUCAAGUCUUCACAGUGAGGAUGAUUGUUGGCUCUGGACAUUGUAGCAUGUAUGUGUAAACUACGAAAUAUUCCUGCUUCUAGAUGCUCAUGCAUGAAUCCCCUCCCUAGCAAGGUUAUGUGUAUAACUGGUGUGAAAGUUUGUAUAUGGAGAAAUAAGUGCAAAUGCAAAGGUAUCGUACAGCAAGUCAUUGCUAUGGAUGUGACUGUAAAAAAUGAUGGUGCUACGGUAAAUACCCUGGCCUGCCAUCUGGUAGUUAGCUCACCUGUUUAUUAAUGUCAAUCCAGCCAUGUAAAAAUGCUCUUCCAGUAUUGUGGAUACAUGUUAGUCAUAAAGAGAUGUGAGGGUAAGUUAAAAGGAGGAGAUGGCCAUUGGAAAAUGCAGUUCAACAGACAGACUAAGCGUAAGGUAGUAGGAAGUCACUAUGGUGGUUCUCACAAGACUUGAUAGGUGGCACUUGUGUACUACUCAAAUGACUCAGGUUUUAUUGUUCCAGUAUGUCACAUCAACAUCAUCCCCGGGAAUAAGUCUAAUGCGCAUUCAGCCUGUUGCAACAGGAUAUAACUCUCACACAACAUGGUCUCUCACAAAAAUACUUGAAAGAACAACAAACAUUGUGAGUGCCACUGAAACAACUGUUUAGGGAUCAUGGAGGCACAAAAAUUAUAACAAGAAGAGCCACAACCGACAUGCAAAUUGGUCAUGAAGUCUGAAGUGCCCACUGUUGGUGCAGCUUUGAAGAGAUGUUGGCUGAAACAGAAGAGAAGAAGUAUUAUAAUGAAAAGGAACGCUGGUUUGGAAAAAAUCAAAACACAGGCAGUAAGAGCAGUUGCUUACAGUGCAAGUUAGCAGGUUAGAUGAUCUUUGCUACUAGAGUUAAGAAGAACAUCCAUGUAUGCAUGUAGAUGGUAACUAUCAGUGAAAACAAGCUUUCUGGGUAACUAAGUGCAUUGACCAUCUAAUGGUGUAAAGUUGUCUAGAUUAUUCUGCAAUGCUUAGAAAUUUUCCUUUUGUAAAAAAUGUACAUUACUGUGAUUAUGUUGAUUGCAAGAUUUUAUGUUUUGUACUUUUGUAUUAUUUAUUGUUUUUAAGCGUUUGAACUGCCAAAUUGUUGCAAUGUUAUAAUGUAAAGUGAAAUGAAUUCUACUUUUAAUCUAGAAUUUUAGUACAUUUAGAUUCCUUCAUAAGGAAGUUUUGUGGUCUUGGUUUUAAGAACUCCUAAUGGGCCAGAUGUAACAAAAAACUUCGCCACUUGUAAUUUUGUAUUGUUGCAGGGUCAUGUUUCAAACUUAUGUAUAUUUUGAUGGUGCCUCUGUUUAUGAUAUUUUCAUGGUUGGAUAUGAACAUGUUAACAUGGUUUUGUAAUAAUUAAAAUACAACUUUGAUGGCCGUUAGACAAAAGGGACAGAUUAGAGUGUACAUACAGUUGUUGUGACAGCAGCUAGGAAUGACUUGAUAGGCAUACCUAUAAUGGUGAAGCCAUCGCAAGUUGCAAGACAUUAAUCAUGAUACACACAUGCUGGGUAAUAAAUGGGCACUCUUCUAAAGG